Messenger RNA from Callithrix jacchus (white-tufted-ear marmoset), 1528 nucleotides. It is a transcript of the gene MRPL48, whose product is annotated as mitochondrial ribosomal protein L48. Gene Ontology annotation, cellular component: mitochondrial ribosome. NCBI's taxonomy places the organism in Eukaryota, Metazoa, Chordata, Mammalia, Primates, Cebidae. The record is from RefSeq and is a predicted model, not a curated record.
AAGGCAGGCAGAUCACCUGAGGUCAGGUAUUCGAGACCAGCCUGACCAUGUAGUGAAACACCGUCUCUACAAAAAAAUACAAAACUUAGCCAUGGUGCCGGGCACCUGUAGUCCCAGCUACUCGGGAGGCUGAGACAGGAGAACUGCUUGAACUGGGAGGCGGAGGUUGCAGUGAGACCAAGAUCGUGCCACUGUACUCUGGCUGGGUGACAGAGUUAGACUCUAUCUCAAAGAAAAAAAAAGUCAGAUCUGUCCUAGACACUGAAAGGAAUUAAUCAGACGGGAUCUCAGUCUUUUAAGAACUCUUUCAAAUAGAGAAGAGGUGGCAAUAAAUAAUUAGUAUAUAGUACUGUAAGUGAAAAAUCAGAAUUGUGUGCAAAGUACCGGGGUAACCCAGAGAUGGCGAUUAAUUCUGCCUGGAGAAACAGCAGCGAAGGUGACAACCUGACUGUGGGCGGAAAGCGGAAUAUCUAGAGGCUGAAUUUCAGAAGCUUCCGGAACUAAAGUGAUGCGGAAGUUGAGUGAGUCUCGGUCGGAUUUUGUUGCUGCACUUGGUCAAGGCCGUUCUGUUAGUGUUUUCAGACGCCCAGGGAACGCGGCUGCGGGGGGGGCGGAUCUUCGGUUUGCACAGCUAGAGGCCGCGCAGCAGCAAAGGAUGAGCGGAACCUUGGAAAAGGUGCUGUGCCUGAGGAACAAUACCAUUUUUAAGCAAGCCUCUUCUCUCUUAAGGUUUAGAACUUCAGGAGAGAAACCCAUCUAUUCUGUAGGUGGCAUUCUGCUAAGUACUAGUCGGCCCUACAAGACAAAACCCACCCAUGGCAUUGGAAAGUACAAGCACCUAAUUAAAGCAGAAGAGCCCAAGAAGAAGAGGGGAAAAGUGGAAGUGAGACCCAUUAAUUUGGGGACAGAUUAUGAAUAUGGGGUUUUAAACAUUCAUCUGACUGCAUAUGACAUGACCCAGGCAGAAAGUUAUGCCCAGUAUGUUCACAACCUCUGCAACUCUCUCUCCAUUAAAGUCGAAGAAAGUUAUGCGAUACCAACCAAAACCUUAGAAGUGUUGCAGUUGCAGGACCAAGGCAGCAAAAUGUUCCUGGACUCAGUGCUUACCAUCCAUGAGCGAGUGGUUCAGAUCAGUGGUUUGAGUGCUACAUUUGCAGAGAUUUUCUUGGAAAUAAUCCAAAGCAAUCUUCCUGAAGGAGUCAGAUUGCUAGUGAAGGAGCACACUGAAGAAGACUUCAAGGGAAGAUUCAAAGCUCGACCAGAACUGGAAGAACUGUUGGCUAAGUUGAACUAGCUACUGUAGACCCUUUCAUGCCAGCACUGGUCAUAUUGAGUGCCAAGGAGAAGAGCUUACUGGGUGGUCAGAGUUCAUCAGGAGACUUGACCUUUAGAUUCAUAAGUACCCAUUCCCAUAGCCAGUAAUGCCCACACUCCUCUGUGGCAUGGCUGUACUUGCCAUUUGUUACCACUUACCUAUGAGCUAACCCUUGUUAUCCUCCAUCUAAUAAAAAUCUGCUGCUGAUGUGUA